UUUUGCAGUUUAAAAAGGGUGACACAUUUGUUUAUGACCUUGAUAGCACACAUGGAACUUUUAUUAACAAGAAACAGAUCAAGGGAAAGGUGUACACAGAAAUUCACGUGGGCGAUGUACUUCGAUUUGGCCAGUCCUCACGGCUCUACAUUUUUAAAGGUCCAUCAGAGCUAAUGCCACCUGAGGGUGAUUUGCAUAAUUUUAGAAAGGUCAAACUCCAUGAAGCAAUUUCUGAUCGGGAAGCAUCACUUUUGCGUGCAAAAGAAGCAGCUUCCCUUGCGAAUGGUAUUUCGUGGGGGAUGGCUGAAGAUGCCAUUGAAGAAGAUCCAGAGAGUGAUGCAGAUGAAAUUACAUGGCAAACAUACAAAGGGCUGUUGACUGAGAGACAGGAAAAAACACGUAGUAAAAUCAUAAAGAGAAUGGAAAAGGUGUCGAAUAUGAAGAAGGAGAUUGAUGCUAUUCGAGUAAAAGAUAUUUCACAAGGUGGGCUAACCCAAGGCCAGCAAAUGCAGAUUGGUAGAAAUGAACAAAGAAUUGCUCAGAUAAUGGAAGAGUUAGAUAGCUUGGAAGAAACUUUAAAUGACAGCAUUCGCGAAAGUAAAAGUGGUCGUGCUAGGAGGUCAAUUGGUGGCAGAUUGAAUGCAGUUACUGAAGAGGAAGAAAACACAGUGAGAUGGUUGGUGGUCAUCUUUUGGAGUAAUAUCUAUGUAUUUACAAGCAUCACUACGUUUCUGUCUAAUGGAGGCAGUGAUUGUUGCAAUUUUGCAAUGAGGCAAGGGAUCCUUUACUCAUUCUAUGCACUCUGA
Messenger RNA from Phalaenopsis equestris, 806 nucleotides. RefSeq names its product kanadaptin-like. Gene Ontology annotation, molecular function: mRNA binding; protein binding. The record is from RefSeq and is a predicted model, not a curated record. Lineage: Eukaryota; Viridiplantae; Streptophyta; Magnoliopsida; Asparagales; Orchidaceae.